GCAGCGGAUGAAAACAAACAGCGGCGAUGGCGGUGGUGGCGGUGCGGCGCAGCCCGCGGUUCUGAGAGCAGCAGCGGCAGCCCCGGCCCGGCACCCGGCCGCACACCCCCGCCGGCGCUGAACUCUUGGCGAGACCCCGGGGCCGGCACCGAGGAGAAGGGGCGCUGGCCGGAGCCCCGCGGCGGCCGCGGCGCUUGGAGGCGGCGGUCGCGGUCCCGGGGCCGCGCAGCCCCCCCGUGGCCGGGGCGCGGCGGGUGAACGGGGCCCCCGCGCGGGAUGAGCCGCCGCGCCGCCAGCACUGCCGGCCCCGCGCAGCUCCCUGAAAGGAAACCUUGGCCCAUACUUUCUGCUCUACUUCAGGCUCUGAUUGCCAUAUGCAAUGGACACUGAUCUCAGUUCCCAGGACAGGAAGGACCUGGACAAGUUCAUCAAAUUUUUUGCUUUAAAGACGGUACAAGUAAUUGUCCAGGCCCGACUUGGAGAGAAAAUCUGUACCCGAUCAUCAUCCUCCCCAACAGGUUCUGACUGGUUCAAUUUGGCAAUCAAAGAUAUACCAGAGGUUACUCAUGAAGCAAAGAAAGCCCUGGCAGGACAGCUACCUGCUGUUGGACGGUCUAUGUGCGUGGAGAUUUCUCUCAAAACCUCAGAGGGGGACUCCAUGGAGCUGGAAAUUUGGUGUCUAGAAAUGAAUGAAAAGUGUGACAAAGAAAUCAAAGUUUCAUACACUGUAUACAACAGGCUGUCUCUGUUGCUGAAGUCUUUGCUUGCUAUAACCAGGGUAACUCCAGCCUACAGACUUUCAAGGAAACAAGGCCAUGAAUAUGUAAUAUUGUACAGGAUAUAUUUUGGUGAAGUGCAACUGAGUGGCUUGGGAGAAGGUUUCCAGACAGUCCGUGUUGGGACAGUGGGUACCCCAGUGGGCACUAUCACUUUGUCUUGUGCCUACAGAAUCAACCUUGCUUUCAUGUCAACCAGACAGUUUGAGAGGACCCCUCCUAUCAUGGGGAUUAUAAUUGAUCACUUUGUGGACCGUCCCUAUCCCAGCUCUUCACCCAUGCAUCCCUGCAAUUACAGAGCUGGUGAGGACAAUGGUGCAGUAUACCCCUCAGUAGAAGAUUCCCAAGAAGUGUGUACCACAUCUUUUUCCACCUCUCCUCCAUCUCAGUGUAUUUUUACUGUCACAAAGGCACAUUUUCAGACCCCUCCUCCUGUGGUGACGGACACCUUGAAGGUCCCAGUGAUGGGACUGGCCUUUUCACAUCAACUUUCCAGCUCUCGUCUUUCCUAUCAGCCUGCUGCCCUGGGAGUUGGAUCAGCUGACAUGGGGUAUCCUGUACUCUUUGCUGGUGGCUUGCAUGCUGCACACCCUCACCAGUUGAUUGGUCCAGGCAAAGAGGGGGGAGUUCCCCCAAUUCCUAGCCAGCCAGCACAUGGCACUCAAGCUGACCAAGAGAGGAUGUGCACCCCACUGGAUGGAGUCCACUACUCAGCAGCUACUCCUUCUAGUAGUGAGGACACAGAAACAGUAUCAAACAGCAGUGAAGGAAAGUGUGGCUCCCCACAUGACCUUUUGGAAACCAUCUUUGUCCGGAAGGUGGGAGCUUUUGUCAACAAACCCAUUAACCAGGUGACCAUGGCCAACUUAGACAUUCCUUUUGCCAUGUUUGCUCCCAAGAAUGUUGAGCUGGAAGAUAACGACCCCAUGGUCAAUCCUCCUGACUCCCCAGAAACUGAAUCUCCUCUACAAGGCAGCUUACACUCAGAGGGCUCCAGUGGCAGCAGCACAGGGAACACCCAUGAUGACUUUGUUAUGAUCGACUUUAAACCAGCAUUUUCAAAAGAUGACAUUCUUCCAAUGGACCUGGGGACGUUUUACCGUGAGUUUCAGAACCCCCCUCAACUCAGCAGCCUCUCCAUUGACAUUGGAGCGCAAUCCAUGGCAGAGGAUUUGGACUCAUUACCAGAGAAGCUGGCAGUCCACGAGAAAAACGUCAAAGAAUUUGAUGCUUUUGUAGAAACCUUGCAGUGAAGCCAUUUCCUAGUUUUGCUGCAGCAGUUCUUCCUCCUCAAGGCAUCCUGGAGAUGACAUCAACAACUAUCUCUAUCGCCCCUGCUCUGCCUUUUGUCUCACGUUGACUAGUUCCUUCCAUCAAGUGAGCUUUCUUUGAUUGCUCUCUUCAAUGGCAGAUACAGCUCAUCUGCUGAUUUUCCUCAACUUUUCCACCCUAUAGUUCUGGACCGCUUUUCCUGCUCACAGUCAGUUUUGAAUUUAAGACUUCAGUAGGGACAAGGAAGUCAAACUCCAGUGUAUGAAAAUUAUUUUUUCCUCAGUCUGUGUUCUAUGUGGAGGGGCUUUGUGAAAAGCUGCCAUAAGCUUCCUCCAAGGGUCUUCUGGUGUAAGUUCCCUAGGUAGAGCUUCUUGCUAACAGACUUUUUCCUACAGUCUCCGAUCCCGUUAGAGCAUAGAAAGCUUUUGCUUAUUUCCAGGGUCUGUGAGUUCAGCAGAUUCAACAGCUUUCAGUCCAGGACAUCCAUUCCACACAACGGGGCAUUUCAUCCUGACUUCAGUGUGCGUGCCUGGAGCCCAGGGAGAGAAGUCAGCUUUGGGACCUGUGUAACACAAGUUACCUUUGUUUUCCUGCUUCCAAGGAACUGGGUCUCUACGCAGUGGUUUUGUGCCAGGUCCUCUGUUAGGUGGCUGAUCAGCCGGAGUGAAACUGCAGAAGCGCUUUCCACAUUUCCUUCCCGAGUGCACUGACAUUUGGCCAUGCUGAGUUCAACAGUGUUGACUGUUGGCAAACCUGCAGGUAGCAGCUGUGAUGAUGCUGAAUUCAUAGUCUCUGCUUCUGAAACGUAACUGUAAAUACUAGGAAUCCUAUUUCUUUAGGGUUAUGUAACUAGGAGUCUUAGUCCAAGAUUCUUUCCUCUAAUCCUUGCAAACCUUCCUGCUUUAUGGUUAAUAGAAGAACUUAAGAAUCAAAAAUAUUUAUUGCUUUUAAAGAAACCUAUAUUUAAAAGAUGUUCUGUUUUCAUGUAGUAGUGCGGGUCAUUCUGCCCUGGAUCACUGCCAAGAGCAAGUGUGCCAUGGAACCCUGGCCAGUGAGACUGGUCUCUCUUUGCAGGAAAAUAUCCAAGAUAUUUAUUUUCUAAGACAGACUUGAUUAAUAUUAUACUCUGUUUUGGGGACUGUGUGUCCAUUACAGCGAGUCAGGGCCCAUUGAUAGAAUGAAAUGCACACAUCAGUGGAGUGGAGCGGCAGGGACUUGCUAAAAAGCUGUUUUCUGAUAGGCAUGGAUGAAUUUACAGUGAUCUUCAGUCAUUCAGAAGGCAGCUUCUUCAAAGAAGCACAUUUUUGGGGAAGCUUAUGGUACUUUUUAAUCAGCUGGCUUUUGAGUAGCUGAAAUUUUAUUUUUGUAAUGAUCUGGUCAUCGACAGUGUGACUGGUUGGCAGUGCUCUAUGGUUGAUUUGGCUGCUGUCUUUUGCCCGAUGUAAGGAUGGGAGGAGAAAUGGUGACACUAAACAGAAGCUUGGAUAAGGUGAAUUUUCUUAUGGUUCUCUCUCCUCCUCCUAUGUGUUGCAAGACCCCUUACUGUCCUAAAACACUUUUUCUUUCUUUCUCCAGAAGUGAGGUUGUAUUGCCUCAGUACCAAGGAACCAUCUUAAUUUCCUCAGUGUCCAAGUAACCAGCCUUCUACUUAGUGCUGUGUGGCAGCUUCUUCAGCUCUACUGCAUGCAUAGUUGAAAGAUAUUGCCUGCAGCUGACAGGGUAACCCCAGCUCCUCUACAGAACACUAUUUCUGUGCCACUGGUAGAGCAAGGAGCCAAGUUCAGAAUAGAGCUGAUUGUAAGGUCAGAGCAAUGCAAUGCUUUGAAUUUUCCCCACUUUUUUGUUGAGUGUUGUGUUUGGUGGGAGGCCAUGUGAGCUCUAGAACUCUAGGUAAGAGCCUUAUUGAAGAAAAGUUACCCACCAGAACCUUUUUAGCUUACUCAACCAAUUCAACUUUUCAGCAACCUCACAUGGAAAUUGCCUUGUCCGUGCAAAGUAAAAUGCAUAAACAUUUAAGAAAACUUCAAAGAUAAACAGUUCAUAAGAGGGCUUAAGUUACAUGGGCUUUAAUAAAUAUUGGAUCCCCACAGCCAGAGCCGCCUUGUUUCACGGGUGGAAAGGGUUGCAGAAGGAUUGCAUUAACACGAGGAAUUAAUAGAUCAGCUGGCUCUCAUCUUUGCUCAGGAAGCUGGUCUGCCAACUUGUAGUAAAUAGCUCAGACAGGUGCUUGUCACCUUUCUCUAGUGAUACUAUGGGCUGCAGAGCAGCAGAGAGGAGGCAAAGUGCUAGUUCACACUGUAUGAAUGGAGAAGAAUAGUCAAGGUUGAACUUCACCUAGCCAGCACUCUUGCUGUGCUCUUCUUCCACCGACAAGCUGUGGAGCUGGCAGAGCAUGCCAUUCUUGCUAAUCCCAUCUAGAAGGUCAGUGCUAUUACUUGUGCUCAUUUGCUGAUGUAGUUCCUAACAUGGCUACAGCUCCCACAUCUCAUAAGGCAGAAUAUCGGUGUGGCACGGUUUUUUUCUAUUUCAAAAGGCUGGACAAUUGCCUAUAUAAGCUGCUAGUGUUGAGCUGGAUGGCCAUAGCAAUAAGAGAUUCUCCAGGGCUGAGUUAGGUGCCUCUUCUCUGGACAUUCCUCAGUUUCAACACAUAGUUGCUACAUCUAGGCUCUGAGUUUCCUGACCACUGCACAAAUGCUCUGCUUCAGGAAAGAUCUAGCUACUGCUGUGGCCUGCCACAGGUUGUGUUAUGAAGGCUGUUUAUUUUAGCAGCUGUCUGCUUGAUUCGAUAUUAAGGACAGUAUAUAUGUAGCUGCUGAUUUACAGAUACUUUGGGUGGAGGGGAAGGCUCCUCAAAUUGUAUUGUUUUGGAAAGUCUCCAGUGUACUUCAAGUAUUCACAGAAUUUCCAAUAAAACUUCUACGUAAGCAACA
Messenger RNA from Chiroxiphia lanceolata (lance-tailed manakin), 4978 nucleotides. It is a transcript of the gene ATG13, whose product is annotated as autophagy related 13. NCBI's taxonomy places the organism in Eukaryota, Metazoa, Chordata, Aves, Passeriformes, Pipridae. Bases 380 to 2029 code for a protein of 549 amino acids. Gene Ontology annotation, cellular component: phagophore assembly site; cytosol; Atg1/ULK1 kinase complex. Gene Ontology annotation, biological process: autophagosome assembly; protein localization to phagophore assembly site; mitophagy. The transcript has 19 exons. The record is from RefSeq and is a predicted model, not a curated record.